Molecule: messenger RNA, 565 nt
Organism: Rhincodon typus (whale shark)
Lineage: Eukaryota; Metazoa; Chordata; Chondrichthyes; Orectolobiformes; Rhincodontidae
Product: protein Smaug homolog 1-like
Exons: 2
Biological process (GO): nuclear-transcribed mRNA poly(A) tail shortening
Cellular component (GO): P-body
Molecular function (GO): translation repressor activity; mRNA binding
Source: RefSeq, a predicted model, not a curated record
AUGGCUUAUGGGAUCUUGGACUUUAUUUAUAAAGCCCUAGUGUACAAAGCUUUCAUCAGCCAAUGGCAUCAGGAUCCAAAGGAAAAGGUUGUUCUGCAAUUGCUUUCCCAUCUUCCUUUACUUCAGCCUGGGAAUGUGGAGGCAAAGUCAGAAUAUAUGAAACUGCUGCAGAAGGUGCUGGCCUAUUCCAUCGAUAGCAACCUCUUCAUUGAAGAGAGUAGACAGCUGUUAUCCUAUGCACUAAUCCAUCCUGCCACAUCACUGGAUGACCGGAGUUCUCUGGCCUUAUGGCUAACCCACUUGGAGGAACGCAUGUCAACCAACUAUAGCUCGCAAAAUGUGAGCCCAGCAGACUCUAUUUACACAGGAGUGUACAACCAAAAUCAAAGGCAGAAUGUUGAAGACAAGCUAAAUGAAUGGCAAAGUCGAGCAGAUAGCAGUAUGUGCAUAACUGUCCCUGCUUGGCAGGAGAAGCCAAUGACCUGUGAGAAUGGACAUUUGCCUCUGCAUACAUCUGCAUCGGUGCCAUCUGCAAUGAACAACAUUGGAAGCAAUACAAGUACAG